AAGGCCAGGCCUCAGUGGCAGUGGGCUGAGGGAUGGGGAGGGAGUGGGAAGGUUCAGAGUGAACAUAAUUGCCCCCAACUUUUCUUCCCCAGGACUCCUAGGGUUCCGGGAUUCCCCAAGAUGCCCCCUGCAGGUGGGAACUUGGGCUGCAGCUGAGGACAACGACGGAGACUCACACCCGACCCCAACACUCAUCCCCCAAAUUCUCAACCAGGCCUGUACCUCCCCUACCUGGGGGAGGGGGGGUACCAUGACGUCAUUUCCUGCCCUGAAGUCCCAGCUGCCAGAGCCAACUUCACCUGCUGCCCACGGCUGUCCCGGCCCCACUCACUCACCGCCACCCUGGGGGCUGGAGGGUAACCUUGGCAGGACGGUGCUGAGGGGGCGGGGAAAGGCUGGGGAGGGUCAGGAACCUGUGGCGCAGGCUUCCGCGCUUCCGCGGCGACUCUGGUGGCGGAGGCGGGGCCUGUCGGGGGGCGGGUUCCCACCCGGGCGGGUUGCCACCCACCCCCUCCCUGAGAGCUAUAACUUGAGUUGCGGACCUCACACACUCCACGGCCCAGCACCUGAGUCCUGGCCUCGCUUUUUCCUCGCGGAGCAAACAUGAGCUUCAGCGCCCAGUCCACCUUCUCCAGCUACCGGUCCCUGGGCUCCGCGCAGUCACCUGGCCACGGGGUCCGACCGGUCAGCAGCGCUGCCAGCGUCUAUGCAGGCGCCGGGGGCUCGGGCUCCCGGAUCUCCGUGUCCCGCUCCACCAGCGUCCGGGGCGGCUGGGGGUCCGGGAACCUGGGCGCCGGGAUGGCCGGGGGUCUUGUGGGUGUAGGGGGCAUCCAGGGUGAGAAGGAGACCAUGCAAGACCUGAAUGACCGCCUGGCCUCCUACCUGGAGAGGGUGAGGAGCCUGGAGGCCGAUAAUAGGAGACUGGAGAGCAAAAUCCGGGAACACCUGGAGAAGAAAGGACCCCAGGUCAGAGACUGGGGGCACUACUUGAAGACCAUCGAGGACCUGAGGGUUCAGAUUUUUGCAAGCUCUGUGGACAAUGCCCGCAUCGUUCUGCAGAUUGAUAAUGCCCGUCUUGCUGCUGAUGACUUCAGAGUCAAGUAUGAGACAGAGCUGGCCAUGCGCCAGUCUGUGGAGAGUGACAUCCACGGGCUCCGCAAGGUCAUUGAUGACACCAAUGUCACCCGGCUGCAGCUGGAGACUGAGAUCGAGGCUCUCAAGGAGGAGCUGCUGUUCAUGAAGAAGAACCACGAGGAGGAAGUAAAGGGUCUACAAAACCAGAUUGCCAACUCUGGGUUGACCGUGGAGUUGGAUGCCCCCAAAGCUCAGGACCUCAGCAAGAUCAUGGCAGACAUCCGAGCCCAGUAUGACGAGCUGGCUCAGAAGAACCGAGAGGAGCUGGACAAGUACUGGUCCCAGCAGAUUGAGGAGAGCACCACAGUGGUCACCUCGCAGACCGCUGAGAUAGGAGCUGCUGAGAUGACACUCACGGAGCUGAGACGCACUGUCCAGUCCCUGGAGAUCGACCUGGACUCCAUGAGAAAUCUGAAGGCCAGCCUGGAGAACAGCCUGAGGGAAGUGGAGGCUCGCUAUGCCAUGCAGAUGGAGCAGCUCAAUGGGGUCCUCCUGCACCUGGAGUCGGAGCUGGCCCAGACCCGGGCGGAGGGGCAACGCCAGACCCAGGAGUACGAGGCCCUGCUGAACAUCAAGGUCAAGCUAGAGGCUGAGAUCAACACCUACCACCGCCUCCUGGAAGAUGGGGAGGACUUCAAUCUUGGUGACGCCGUGGACAGCAGCAACUCCACGCAAACCGUCCAGAAGACCACCACCCUCAAGUUCAUGGACGGCAAAGUGGUGUCUGAGACCUCAGACACCAAAGUUCUGAGGCAUUGAGUCAGCAGAAGCAGGGUGCCCUGGGGAGCAAGAGGCCAAUAAAAGUGGAGACGUUACUGCAUA
Messenger RNA from Delphinapterus leucas (beluga whale), 1956 nucleotides. The record is from RefSeq and is a predicted model, not a curated record. NCBI's taxonomy places the organism in Eukaryota, Metazoa, Chordata, Mammalia, Artiodactyla, Monodontidae.